AUGCCAGACCUUGUCCCAGAGAUCCCAGCAGAGCACUUGGCAGAUCCGAUGAGUCAGACUGCUUGGAAGCGUUUUGCCCAAACUGAGCUUCAAAUGGACGAGCUAAGGAAUAUUAAGCAGGCCAGGGUCAUGAGCCUGAGCGAGUCUUUUUCAAACGAAAGCUUUGGAAAUUCUCUGUCCUCAAUGCUGUCGAUGUCGUCGAACAGCCUGAAGUUCUUGACCCAACAUCCAGAAGCUGAUCCAGAAGCCAGGGAUAGUUUGGACGCCAUCCAACGUUUGACAUAUGUACGGAGAGUCAGGAUCGCCCGAUCCGACGACGACCUGAGAGAUGCCAGCUUGACCAAGCUGAAGAGCAUCCUGCUCAUGGAUCCGACGACGACGAGAUUGAAGGAAUUUGACAUCUACUCGUAUCUAGGACACUUAGAAAGUGGAAAAGCCGGUGCAACAGCAGCAUCGAGCUUCUUGGAGGCCUUGAGAUUCUUGGAUUCGGUGGCGGUUCUAACAUGUGCUGAUCUGGGGUUGGUGCUGUCACCCCGGGUCACAGGUUUCGCCCACCAACAAUUCCUACGCAAAGCCCCACUCAAGCAAAAAGAUCCAAUGCCAUGCCUGGUAGUGGCCGAGCUGGAGAAACUCUUGCUCAGGCAAGAGGAUAGUGUCCAGACUUGCAUACUGGGACAACUCCUGUGGUGUUUUCAUGCUGCAAGUCGGUGGUCUGAUUCAAUGAGACUUCAGUGUCUGAAGCUGGAGAAGAUCAAAGAUGUGGCGUUGGUCACUGGCGAAGCAUUGGGAUCGAAGACAUCGGUGACAAAAGAGGCACAAACCAGAUUGCUGCCAUACGUUGCGAUCGGCACUGGAGUGAGUGGCAUGCUCUGGGCAGAAAAGUGGUUGGACGCUCGUGUGGAAGAGCUGGGAAGGGAACCAGAACCCUUCUUACCAUCCUUUUCAUGCAGAACAGGGAGGUGGUCCUCAACACCUAUGUCCAGUUCCGAGGCUGGUGGAUACCUUCAGGACUUCGUGGAGGAGGUCAGACAUCUGAUGGAGCCGUUCCCAAAGCUCGAUGUCCAAAAUUUGGGGACUCACUCUCUGAAGACUGGACUGUUGACUAUGGCGGCCAGAUCGACUGCAGUCAGAUUCAGCAUGGCUGAAAGGAGAACUCUUGGCCACCACAUCAAGCCCGGCGAUCGCUCUGUAUUGACUUAUAGUAGGGAAGCCUACACAAGUCUAUACGCGAAAAUUCUGGCGUGCUUCCGGGAAAUACAGCUCGGAAACUUCCGCCCUGACUCGUCGGCCUUAGAGAGAAUAAUCGAGGCUGCGGACACCAUGGCCUCAGGCCCUCCAGUCCAAGUCGACGCUGCCCCUUUGGAAGCAGAUAAAGUGGAAACAGCCGACCUUUGGGAAAUUUCAUCCGAAUCCUCGGAAGAAGCGCAGGGCUUGAUUGGGGUCCUUGAGUCCCAGGAAGAAACGGUUGGUAGGAAGCCAUUCCCGGGGGAACACGAGGUCAAUUGCAUUGUCCACAGGAAGAGUGGAAUUGUGCAUGGGUUGACUUCGUCCGGUGCCACAACCUUGUGUGGCCGACAUGUUUCUGCCAAUUAUGUUGCGUUGGAAAGAGCAGCCAUCGAUGACAUGGAAUGCUGCAUUUUGUGCGGCCGCCAACUGAGCAACAUCGCCGCGUGA
Messenger RNA from Cladocopium goreaui, 1674 nucleotides. NCBI's taxonomy places the organism in Eukaryota, Dinophyceae, Suessiales, Symbiodiniaceae. The record is from the annotation of a GenBank genome assembly.